Molecule: messenger RNA, 2382 nt
Organism: Durotheca rogersii
Lineage: Eukaryota; Fungi; Ascomycota; Sordariomycetes; Xylariales; Xylariaceae
Exons: 1
Coding region: 271-2154 (627 amino acids)
Biological process (GO): establishment or maintenance of cell polarity; ubiquitin-dependent protein catabolic process
Cellular component (GO): MUB1-RAD6-UBR2 ubiquitin ligase complex
Source: RefSeq, a predicted model, not a curated record
ACCAGCCCUCCCUUGUACUUUGCAUUAACUCUCCGCAUUGAUUCCUCCUACGCGUUCAUCUCAAAUCCAUUAAAGAGGUGGCCCGUGUCUCUUCGAUACUCGCCUAUUAGGAAGAAGCUGGUGUUGUCAUCCACACAGUAGCACCUGAAGACGUCUUCCUGCCUUCUUAGUUAUCCCCUCCGGCACCGUCAUCCAAGUCCGCCAUCGUCGUUGCCGCCGCUGCCGCCAUCGUCGUCGUUCGGGCCUGGUUUUGUUUCCGCAGCACACAGCAUGAGGGAGGUCAAUUUCAGCAUCCCCAACGUCAACAAGGCGUCGGUGGGCAUCACCACCGCCUUGUAUGACCGGCGGGCUCUAGAUUGUACUUCGACGCUUCCCCUAAUCAACUCGCUCAACCACCUCGCCUAUCUGACCACGUCGUCCGCCCGCAUCCGCGAUAUUCUGACAGUCGAUGGAGGCAUCGAGAGGUUGGUAUGCAUCCUGAAACAGGGGCGGAGUAAGGACAUGAUGGAUAUGUGGAAGUGGAAUCUCGCCUUCCAAUGCGUGGUGAACAUAGGAGUUCGCGGGACCGAGAACGUAAGAACUCGGGUGGUCGAGGCAGACAUGGUCCCAGUCAUCGCGACGAUACUCGACAAUUACAUCAAGGUCAUCGAGAAGUGCCGUGAAAAAGCUGAGGAAGCUAAGCAGAAGCAAAUUGCUGAUCACCACCAUCGCCAUCGGAGUCACAGCCAUCGCGAUCCUUCGUUCAAAUCAUCUUUUGCCAAUCGAUCUGCACGCGUCGAUCUCGAGCAGAGGGCAUUCCGCCGACAGGCCCCGCCUCCGUCCAUCGAUGUCUCAGCUGCCUCCUUCGCGAGUACGUCGGCCGCGACCGAGCAGGCCAAUACCGAAGUCGUACCGAACGUACCCUUCCCCGUUACGUCUCCUCCGGACCGCCCAACUUUCCCCAAUCGCCACCAUCACCACCACCACCAUCAUCACCAUCAUCACCAUAGGCACGAGACCAAUCAGAAUAUCGUGUCGCCUGCUCGACAGGUAAUCCAACCUCUAGCCAGCGCAGUGCCCACUAUGGAGGCAGUCGAUGGAUUCAUCCGCCCCGUCCGAGAUAUCGAUCGACUAUCGUCUAUUGUCCCAGCGUUCCACCCUAGUCUACUGCCCUCACAACCCACAUCUCCUACAACACCUCUGCCACCUUCGCGGAAUCUUUCUCCCACGCUCCGGCCCACCUCGGUUCUAGCACAGAACAGCCGGCUCAGGCGGCGUCCUUCCAUACGCCAUCAGAAUUCUACGACUGACACGGAUGAGUUGAAUGCUACCGAGAGCGUGCAGUCGGACGAGUCCCAAGACGCCGAUAUGUCUGGCGCCGCCGAUAACCUUCCCGCAGUGGGUUUCCAGGAUAUCGCCAUGGAAGAAGGUGACAGUGCUUUGGCUGGCGCCGCCCUUGACCUAACAACGCCGACGGUGUCUGAAAUUCCAGAUGUGGGAACCUUCAACAUCACCCAUCGAGCCCCCAUGGAUGGCAGCAUUCCGAAUAACGCCCCGGCGCCCGGUCCGGCAAUGGGCAUUUCCCCGAACCGCCCCAUUGUGCCUACCCCCCAGCCUUCCCUGCCAACCCACGCGAAUGUGCCUCGCUAUCUUCUAGACCGGCCGCUCCCCCCCAACCCACAAAUGCUGGCGGCAAUGCCUAGAGAGGAAGAUGUGCUGAUGUCGCUUCAAUUGCUUGCGUAUGUUUCGAAAUACUGCAACCUGAGAUCCUAUUUCCAGAAGAGCCACUUGGUGCCGCGAUUGAAGAUCGGGAAGGAAUUGCAACUGCUCGAUGAGAAUGCCACGAUAGAAUCUAUGAGUCAAGAGGAGUACGAGGAGGAAUACCUUCUUCCUAACGACUUCAACAUCUUCCCCCUGGUCGAGAAGUUUACCGUCCGGUAUCACAGCAACGAUAUGCAGUAUUGGGCUGGCGUCGUGAUGCGUAACCUCUGCCGCAAGGACGACACCCGAGGGGGCAUUCGACAAUGCGCGUAUUACCAGUGCGGAAAGUGGGAAGAGUUUACGAGGCAGUUUGCUAAGUGCCGUCGGUGCCGCCGAACGAAGUACUGUAGCAAGGAGUGUCAGAAGAGUGCUUGGGCGUUCCAUCGUCACUGGUGUGUUGCCGCCUCGCAAUAACCACGUCUACACUGUCACCAAUCUCGCGUCAUCUCAUUUCACAAGGCGUUCUCAGCAUAAUGUCUACUUGAUCGACUUGAUUCAUAAGUUGAAUUGCAUGGCGAAAGCAAGCAUAUCACGAACAUGGCGUCUGCGCUCUGAUACCAUUGGUUUUUCGCGUCACGGUUCUUUUCUUUUGUCACGCCACUAUCGAACGGAAUGUCACGAGGCGAUACACAACCCCCCCCC